GCUGCCGAUUGCUAAAGCCUUCAAACUACUUCCAUGAUCGGGAAGUGAGCAAAAUCGGGUCCGGUUCGCAACACCCUCGUUGUCGAGCGCCACAUGUCAGCACCUAUCUACACUGACAGCGAACAGUCUACAUCAGCCCAGCUCACUUGUAUUGGUCUGACCAAAGGACGAAGUCCGGCGACGUUCUACUCUGAAGUUCAGUCUCUAAUAGUGUCCAGAAAUCUGCAGUUGUACCGUCUUCCAGAUCUUCAGCUGUAUGGCUCUACACUGACUUACCUGUGUUGGCUUUUCCAUAGAGCCAACUGCCCCACUGGCUUCCGACAUCAUGCGGAUCUACGGCUAGCUAACUUUCUGUCAGAGUAUGAACUUGACUCGAGACGAAGCCUCCAACUUGGAUGCCGAUAAAAAAUAACGCUCUACUUAAACUCUUAUUACCCUCCGAUUCUACCAGACACCGAGUUUGCAACGGCGAGGAGGAGCCUUAUGUCUUCUUCUGCGAGCUUUCCCCCCUCCUCGACUCACAUUGUGAGAUAUGUCACCCGUACUCGACAACAGGCAUUGUGUACAGGCGGUGGCCAAGUGACGUUGUUUCUUUUUGGCCCCUUUCAGCUAUCCAAGAGGUAAACUAGCUAGACCUUUGCUAGUGCGACGGACAUCGCGUCAGUGUGCAGUCCAACCUACCCACAUAUUAAACCUCCGUACUCAACCUGUCCUGAUAGACAAUGUCGACACAAACGCCAAGAGAAGACAUGAACCAUAACCGCAAACGACGCAAAGUCCGCAAGUCCUGCAACGCUUGCAGCUCUCAAAAGAUCCGCUGCGGCAAACAAAAUCCCAAAUGCCAGCGAUGCGAAGCAAAGGAUCUCGAAUGCGCAUACAGCAUGUCGAUGCGAACCGGUGAACGCCCUCGUGUUCCCGCCUCACCCCAUUCCAUCUCGGAGACUCGGGAGCCGACACCGCUGGCCAUCCGAGAUAGGCCGUCAAUGGCCGUGGCCAAUGCCUCUCCAGUCUCGAACGUCUCGCAAGUCUCACCACAACAACAACAACAACAACAACAACAACAACAACAACAACAACAAGAGCGCCGGCUAUCAGAACAAUCUUCAGAACACCCCGUCGACCUCCAAGAUGAUAUCUUGUGGCUGCUGGAAGGAAACUCGGACUCCGAUAACCUGAUGGACCAGGGUUUGUGCUUAGACGACGCAGCCGUAGACUUUGGAGUUGCGACGAAUCUGACCGACCUGGCUACUAGCCCAUCAAAGCAGUCAUCUGCGGUGAUACCCACUCCUAUGACGCAGAAGUAUGACGCUGCCUCCUUGUUUGACCAGCCUCUGAGUCACGGGCUUCCACAGUCAAAGGACGUACAGCCUGGGCGUUCCAACACAGUGGACUCCGCGCGCAGAGGCUCAAGCACAUACUCGAACUAUGGAAUCUCUCGUUGCGCCACGACUCACGACUGUACUUUGGAGGUCCUGGGGAUCGUCUCCGACUUCCACGUCCCGGCGCAAGGUUGCCUCACUGCCGUUAAAGGCUCGGCUUGCACGUCGCAUCUGGGGCACCCGCUCGACGACGACAUGCCCCGUGAGAUGGGAACCGUGCUGUCGCACAACCGAGACAUCCUCCACAAACUCAACAAUCUCCUCGACUGUCGCUGCUUCAUGAGACAAGAGGUGCUUGUUCUAGUCUACGUGGCCGUGUACAAGGCCCUUGGCUGGUAUGCGGCUGUCCUUGACGACGACGGUUCGUCCGAAGACCAAUCGCAGUUCCCGCUGUUCGGCCGCAUAGCGAUCACCACCUCGUUCGUCGGGAGCUACUGUCUGGAUAACGACUCGCAGCGAGUCGUUACCGCACACCUGGUGCUGACACACCUCUGGGAACACGUCGACCCUCUUAUCAAGAGGCUGCGUCACUGGCACCCUUCGGCGGCCACACACAUCACCAAGGGACGCAUGUCUAACAUUAUCGAUCAACAUCACCAGGCACUUCAGGAGGAACUUGAAAGAAUCACUUUCAAAGCAAAUCGUAUCAAGCAUACAUGAUUCAAUGCUUGUUUUCUCAUGUGUUCUUACCUCAAGGAUGGGGUGCGGGAGUUAAGUAAGUUAUUACUUUAGGAGGACUUUGUGAAAUUGUUCGGUACGCUGCGUCGAGGCAAACCCCCCCCCCCCCCCCCCCCCAAGAAAAACCAGACGUGUAGACUGGAUCGGAUUUCAGAUCUCAUGUUGGUAUCAAAUCAGUUUUCAGGCAUGCUUUUUAUUGGACACACCUGCUAUUAGGCAUAGCACAUCUAGGAUACCAGCUCAGAGAUACCCAGCUUUCAGGCUGACUAGGAGGAGUUGAAGCAGUAAACAGCAUAACGGUUGGC
This is a messenger RNA of Colletotrichum destructivum, 2362 nucleotides long. Its product is annotated as Putative aflatoxin regulatory protein. Gene Ontology annotation, molecular function: sequence-specific DNA binding; DNA-binding transcription factor activity, RNA polymerase II-specific; zinc ion binding. The transcript has a single exon. NCBI's taxonomy places the organism in Eukaryota, Fungi, Ascomycota, Sordariomycetes, Glomerellales, Glomerellaceae. Gene Ontology annotation, cellular component: nucleus. Gene Ontology annotation, biological process: aflatoxin biosynthetic process; positive regulation of transcription by RNA polymerase II. The record is from RefSeq and is a predicted model, not a curated record. The coding region runs from base 723 to 2039 and encodes 438 amino acids.